GCGCGUGCGCAAUUCUUACAACCAACGAUCCGACGUCAUUGAAUGAUGUUGAUCGUCAAAUCAGUUCUGACAUGGACUCAGCGCUGACUUUAGAACGUUUCUCCGCGACGUCAAAAGUCUUGUUCUUGUGUGAGUUUGAAGAAGUUUGCUACCGCGUCUUCUCUGCUUAUCAGGCUACCUUGUUUCAGUGAUGGCGUUACAUGGCAAAGUGGCUUUAGUGACUGGUGCGGUGCAAGGUUUGGGUAAAGGUUUCUCAGAAAUUCUUUUGCAAAAAGGAGCAAAGGUAGCCCUGUUGGAUAUAAAUGAGUCAGGGGGGAAGGAUUUGAAGGCUGCCUUUGAUAAAGAAUAUGGACCAGACAGAACACUGUUUCUUACCUGCACCGUUGAAUCUGAGGAACAACUAAAAGAUGCCUUUCAGAAAACGGUAGAGGCGUUUGGGGGCUUAGACAUCGUCUGCAACAACGCUGGUAUCAUCGAUGAGACGAACUGGGAGAAAUGUGUGUCUAUAAACCUCAAUGGAGUGGUGAGAGGCACAUAUCUGGCUCUCCAGCACAUGAAAAAGCAGAACAGAGGGCAGGGAGGCGUCAUCAUCAACAUAGCGUCUAUGGCAGGUCUGGGUCCUCUGCUGACUGCUCCCAUCUACACAGCCACCAAACACGGGGUGGUGGGGUUCAGUCGGGCUAUGGCGGAUGUCUCCCGUUUGUGUGACUACGGGGUGCGAAUUAAUGUCCUCUGCCCUGCUUUCGUCCAAACCGCCAUCCUCUCCUCCAUGAGUUCAGAGGAGACUGCGGGACAGUUCGCAGGUCUGAGGGGAGUGGCAGAGAAACUACUGGAACAGUUUGGUGUGCUUGAAGUCUCUGAGGUAGCCAAGAACUUCUUGAAGCUGGUGACGGAUGAGAGUCGAAACGGAGAGGCCCUUUUGGUACGGAAGGAGGGAGCUUCAUACGUAACGUUUCGCCAAGAGGCUUCCCAGCUGCCCAGUAUCCUUGCCCCCUCUCUGUAGCAGAAUCCCUCCCCCAGCAAGCUGACAUCCCUCUGACCACAAAAGCCCCAAGCAUCCCGGAGUCGCCUCCUCACUGUUGACGUUGAGACUGGUGUUUUGCAGGGACUAUUUAAUGAUGCUGCCAGUUGAGGACUUGUGAUGCAUCUGUUUCUCAAACUAGACACUAAUGUUCUUGUCCUCUUGCUCAGUUGUGCACUGGGGCCUCCCACUUUCUAUUCUGGUAAGAGCCCAUUUGCGCUGUUCUGUGAAGGGAGUAGUACACAGCGUUGUACCAGAUCUUCAGUUUCUUGGCAAUUUCUCACAUGGAAUAACCUUCAUUUCUCAGAACAAGAAUAGACUGGUGAGUUUCAGAAGAAAGGCCUUUGUUUCUGGCCAUUUUGAGCCUGUAAAUGAACCCACAAAUGCUGAUGCUCCAGAUACUCAACUAGUCUAAAGAUGGCCAGUUUUAUUGCAUCUUUGAUCAGAACAACAGU
Molecule: messenger RNA, 1476 nt
Organism: Oncorhynchus mykiss (rainbow trout)
Lineage: Eukaryota; Metazoa; Chordata; Actinopteri; Salmoniformes; Salmonidae
Product: SDR family oxidoreductase
Cellular component (GO): cytoplasm
Molecular function (GO): oxidoreductase activity, acting on the CH-OH group of donors, NAD or NADP as acceptor
Source: RefSeq, a predicted model, not a curated record